Neofelis nebulosa (Clouded leopard) is the source of this 3144-nucleotide messenger RNA. It is a transcript of the gene WWOX, whose product is annotated as WW domain containing oxidoreductase. Gene Ontology annotation, cellular component: cytoplasm; nucleus. Gene Ontology annotation, molecular function: protein binding; transcription coactivator activity. NCBI's taxonomy places the organism in Eukaryota, Metazoa, Chordata, Mammalia, Carnivora, Felidae. The transcript is spliced from 9 exons. The record is from RefSeq and is a predicted model, not a curated record. Gene Ontology annotation, biological process: positive regulation of transcription by RNA polymerase II; hippo signaling. The coding region runs from base 183 to 1355 and encodes 390 amino acids.
UCCGGAGACUGGAUUUCAGUUACCGAGUCUGCAGAGCGGCUCUGGGCGGCGCACUGCGCAGGCGCGAGCGUUUGGGUCUCGCCGCGCGCGGCGCUCGGUUGUAGCGGGAGUGAGUUCCUGGGCGCGGAGACCCGGCAGCGGGUGACGGAGCGAGGGGGUGACCGACUGCCUCCCCUACCGCCAUGGCAGCCCUGCGCUACGCGGGCCUGGACGACACGGACAGCGAGGACGAGCUGCCCCCGGGCUGGGAGCAGAGAACCACCAAGGACGGCUGGGUUUACUAUGCCAAUCACACUGAAGAGAAGACCCAGUGGGAACACCCGAAAACUGGAAAAAGAAAACGAAUAGCGGGAGACUUGCCGUAUGGAUGGGAGCAAGAGACCGAUGAGAACGGACAAGUUUUUUUUGUCGACCAUAUAAAUAAAAGAACCACCUAUUUGGACCCAAGACUGGCGUUCACUGUGGACGAUAAUCCUACAAAGCCGACCAGCAGACAGAGAUACGACAGCAGCACCACCGCCAUGGAGAUACUCCAGGGCCGGGAUUUCACUGGCCAAGUGGUUGUGGUUACCGGAGCCAAUUCAGGCAUAGGGUUUGAAACUGCCAAGUCUUUUGCCCUCCAUGGUGCACACGUGAUCCUCGCCUGUAGGAAUAUGACAAGGGCCAAUGAAGCUGUGUCACGCAUUUUAGGAGAAUGGCACAAAGCCAAGGUAGAAGCAAUGACCCUGGACCUCGCUCUGCUCCGUAGCGUGCAGCAUUUUGCUCAAGCGUUCAAGGCCAAGAAUGUAUCCCUUCAUGUGCUUGUGUGCAAUGCGGGGGCUUUUGCUCUCCCCUGGAGCCUCACCAAGGACGGCCUGGAGACCACCUUCCAGGUGAAUCACCUGGGACACUUCUACCUUGUCCAACUCCUUCAGGAUGUCUUGUGCCGCUCAGCUCCUGCCCGAGUAGUUGUGGUCUCCUCAGAAUCCCAUAGAUUCACAGAUAUUAACGAUUCCUCUGGCAAACUGGACUUCAGCCGCCUUUCUCCAUCUAAAAAUGACUACUGGGCCAUGCUGGCUUACAACCGGUCUAAGCUGUGCAACAUUCUCUUCUCCAAUGAGCUCCACCGCCGCCUGUCCCCGCGUGGGGUGACGUCGAAUGCCGUGCACCCUGGAAACAUGUUGUAUUCGUCCAUUCAUCGUAACUGGUGGGUGUACACGCUGCUGUUUACGUUGGCCAGGCCUUUCACCAAGUCCAUGUGUCUCCUUUUGACACGAGUGUUGCUGGGGUACCCAUCGCAUUGCCCAAGGUCACGGAAUGGAGGAGCACAGCCCACCCUUGUGCUCGGAAGCCCUGCCUUUGCUUCUCCACUGUAGCUGGCUCCCUUAAGUAUUAAACAGCAGUAUUCUAAUAUCAACGUCCCUUCUUUAUUUGCUGUGACUUGCUGUGACUACGGUGAUUUUAGUUACAGUAAUUAGGUCACCCUUCAUGGAGUCAGGCUAUUUUAAGUGCCUCUUUAAGGAAUAUUGUUGCAGAUCAGUAAUUUUACAAUUGGAUGUUCUUGUGCAACUUUAUUAAAUGUAAUCUGUCUUUUAAAUGUUGCCCUUUUACAGUUAUACAUUUCUAAUUGUUGCUGUAAAUGCAUUAUCACUUUGAAAUUAAUUAAUUUUUCCAUUUUGGCUGCCUGCAGUAUAAUAAUCACUAAUGAGAAACUCAUAGGGAUUAAUCUCAGCACAGCGACCCCUACUGGUAAGGCUGUGUCUUUGGCACCGCGUCCCCUUGAGGUCUGGAGGGUAGGACAAGUGUUUGAGGGGUGUGUGGGGGAAGCAUUUGUUUCCUUUCCCUCCAACUUGUGUAAAAAUAAAAAUAAUUCAUACCAAUGGGAAUAGGAUUUUUUUUAAGUAAUCUUUACACCCAUUGUGGGGCUUGAACUCACAACUCCCAAAUCAAGAGUCACAUGCUCUUCCUAUUGAACAAGCCAGGCGUCCGGGGAAUAGGAUUGUUUUAAAAUAUUGUUUAAAAAUAUGCAGGACUCUGGUUCCUCUUGAAACAUCUUAAAGCUUGGUGGGAGCUUUUUGAUAAUGAAGUCACAUCCACCAUGGCUACGUUAUACAUUAUUUUCUUGUCUCCCUAGCUUUCUUUUAUGCAAUUAACAUACUCUAAAAUUGUAUUUUGCAUAUGUGUGCAUGAAUAUAUACUGUCAGAAUAUAUAAAGUGCUCAUACCUUGGUAUUUCUCCAAGGAACUUAAUUCACAAAACCAGGCCUAUUGGAUUAUUGGGUGAUAGAAGAGAUUUCCAAUUUUGGCUCUUGGCAAUCAUUGCCACUUGGUGACUUUAGACUCCUGCUGUGCCCUGAGGUAGGAUGUGACUUUGCACCUUAGUCCAGACCCUGUGAUGCUUUAAUUCCUCACAACGGUUCCACACAAUGCUAGAAUGAUUAUCCUCCCUGGUAGUCAAGGAACACAGAGAACUCACCCACAUUGCCUUGAGACCCUUCACCGGCUCCUCCCAAGUACAUUUGCCUUGUCUGAUGCACCACAGCGUCCCCACUGUGUAGAUCUCCUCGUGCCGUUAUUGUUUCCUUUUUAAAAUGCUUGAGAGUACCUUCAUGAACUUAACCCUCGGCCUUUUUUGUUUUGUUUUGUUUUUUGUUUUUUGUUUUGCUUUUUCUUUUUUUGCCCCACGUAAACUUUCAGUUCUGGUAAACAACGCAUUAGCUCGAGUUCCUAGGUCCAAGCCAGCCCUUUGCAGAUCGGUAUGUAAAUUUGAAGCUGAGCUCUGUCACGUGCCUCUGAGGGUGUUUUGUGUGACCAAAUAUUUAUGUUGGCAGGUAACAGUAGAAAGAAUAUCAUGUGUUAGGGUAGCAGGAGCUUAGCAGAUGUUUUAGGGAGCUGCGUUUUCAAAUCAUUUUACAUUAAAAAAUGGCUCGAGUUUGUCGAACUUCUGGAAUGAUUGAGUUACGUUUCCUGUGGCCGUGUAGAGGCAGUCAUUGGACUGAGUUUUAACAGAUGUGCGGCCACCCCGCUAAUGGAUGGAUCUGCACCACCGGUCCUGUUGCAAAGUUAUAAAUUAUAACUAGAAAAAGCACAAGAUGCCAUUCUUCUAACCUUCGCGAAAGCCAAGCUGGGUAAUUCUGCCCUUGAACGACCCGCCGCAGGGUGAUUU